Molecule: messenger RNA, 2219 nt
Organism: Synchiropus splendidus (mandarinfish)
Lineage: Eukaryota; Metazoa; Chordata; Actinopteri; Syngnathiformes; Callionymidae
Gene: ddx47
Product: DEAD (Asp-Glu-Ala-Asp) box polypeptide 47
Exons: 12
Coding region: 21-1493 (490 amino acids)
Molecular function (GO): RNA helicase activity; nucleic acid binding; ATP binding
Source: RefSeq, a predicted model, not a curated record
CUCACGUUGAGACCAGCAGCAUGGCGGACGACGCUGAAAAGUUGGAUCCGAACAUAGAGCAAAAUACCGAAGCCUCCAACAGCGAGGAGGACAACGAUGUCGUCACUGGAGCUGGCGACUGUGAAGGAGCUAAGACCUUCAAGGAUUUGGGUGUCACAGAGGUUCUGUGCGAAGCCUGUGAUCAGCUGGGAUGGAAGAGUCCAACGAAGAUUCAGGUCGAAGCGAUCCCAGUGGCUCUGCAAGGGAAGGAUGUGAUCGGCCUGGCAGAGACGGGCUCAGGUAAGACGGGAGCCUUCGCGCUGCCCAUCCUGCAGUCGCUGCUGUCGACGCCGCAGAGGCUCCACACGCUGGUGCUCACGCCCACCCGCGAGCUCGCCUUCCAGAUCGCCGAGCAGUUCGAGGCCCUGGGCUCCAGCAUUGGAAUCAAGUGCGCCGUCGUGGUGGGAGGGAUCGACAUGAUGUCACAGUCGCUGGUGCUCGCCAAGAAGCCACAUGUCGUCAUCGCCACGCCCGGCCGCCUCAUCGACCACCUGGAGAACACCAAGGGCUUUUCCCUGCGCGCCCUCAAGUUCCUGGUGAUGGACGAAGCCGACAGGAUCCUCAACAUGGACUUUGAGACGGAGGUGGAUAAGAUCCUGAAGGUGAUUCCCAGAGACAGGCGCACUUUUCUGUUCUCUGCCACCAUGACCAAGAAGGUCCAGAAGCUCCAGCGGGCUGCGCUGAAGGACCCGGUCAAGUGUGCUGUGUCCACUAAGUACUCCACCGUGGAGAAGCUGCAGCAGUACUACAUCUUCAUCCCCUCCAAGUACAAGGACUGCUACCUGGUCUCCAUCCUCAAUGAACUGGCUGGCAACUCCUUCAUCAUCUUCUGCAGCACCUGCAACAGCGCCCAGCGGGUGGCGCUGCUGCUGAGGAACCUGGGCAUCACUGCCAUUCCUCUGCACGGCCAGAUGAGCCAGAACAAACGACUUGGCGCUCUCAACAAGUUCAAGUCCAAGUCCCGGUCGGUGCUGCUGGCGACUGACGUGGCGUCCAGAGGCCUGGACAUCCCCCACGUGGACUGUGUCAUCAACUACGACAUCCCCACUCACUCCAAGGACUACAUCCACCGAGUCGGCCGGACUGCCAGAGCUGGGCGAUCCGGCAAGUCCAUCACCUUCGUCACGCAGUACGACGUGGAGCUCUUCCAGAGAAUCGAGACUCUGAUCGGGAAGAAGCUUCCGGCGUUUCCCACCCAAGAGGAGGAAGUGAUGAUGCUGGUGGAGCGAGUGAGUGAAGCACAGCGCUUCGCCCGACUGGAGAUGAAGGAACAGGGAGAGAAGAGGAAGAGGUCGCGAGGGAAGGAUGGCGGUGGCGGCGACGACAAUGACGACACAGAGCAGGCGAGCGGCGUGAGGAAGAAGGUGAAAGGAGGAGGAGGAAGAGAGGGAGGUGGAGGUGGACGAGGAGGGGGGAAGAAGAGGGGCGGAGGGGCCUGGAGGGGGGGCCGCUGACUUCAUCAGGCUGGCCACAAACUUUGAUCAUGUGACUGUUUCUCUGGUCCUGCUGCUGGAGUCUGCCGGAACAUUGGGUCACUCAGGAGACGGAUGUUUCCAGUGGAGACUGACUGACCACAGACCACCGUUGAUCUUCAGUGACAAGUGACACUCAGAACCUCUUUACUGUCUGUUUUUCUGUCGAACUGUGCGUCCGGUUGGAAGAGUUUCAAUAAAUACUUUUCAGGAUAUUCUGUGCUGCUGCUCCAGACCCGGUGUGGAUCCCCUGUGGAUGGUUAUGGUUCCUCCUGGUUCAGCUGCUCGUCUUUCAUCCAGAAAAAGCUUCUGUUGUUUGCGUUUCUCUCGGGCAAACUUCCCCUCGCCUGAACUGUCGCCGCUCAUGUUUGAUGUUCUCCUGACUGUUGACUGACUCCACACAGAUCAAUGUGUCAGUUUCUCGCUCAGGUUUCCUCCCACCGGUCAGAACAGGCACAUUGGUGAUGCUGCAUUCUCAGCUGCUGUCUGUUGUGAUGGACGUGUAAGCUUUCCAGGGUGUCCCGGCCUCUUGCCCUGAGGAGCUGGGACACCGUGCUCCGCCGGGGACCCACCGCGCUGAUGAACGUCAAUUCUCCCGCGGGCGCCAUCUAGGGGUGAGCGGAUGAACUCGGAGCCGAACGUUCAACCGUGUUUCCCUACUAUCCAUGUAGUUGGUCCAUUAAUCCAAGUGUGGAAGUAAUCCGAGCG